UGCUGCCGCUGCCGCCGCCGCCGGGCUGGGACGUCCCCGGCGAGCGCAGUGGGCGCUGCAGCCGUGCCGUGCCGCGCGCUCACUGCCGCGCGGGGGCUCGUGGCCCCCCCUGACUCCCGCCCCGGGCGAUGGUGCGGCCUGAGGCCGCCUCCAUCCGCCGCCGCCGCUGAGCCGGACCCUCCGCUCCAUGGCCGCCUCGGCGCCGCCCCCACCGGACAAGCUGGAGGGAGGUGGCGGCCCCGCACCGCCCCCUGCGCCGCCCAGCACCGGGAGGAAGCAGGGCAAGGCCGGUCUGCAAAUGAAGAGCCCAGAAAAGAAGCGAAGGAAGUCCAAUACUCAGGGCCCUGCAUACUCACAUCUGACAGAGUUUGCACCUCCCCCGACUCCCAUGGUGGAUCACCUGGUGGCAUCCAACCCCUUUGAGGAUGACUUCGGAGCCCCUAAGGUGGGGGGUGCGGCCCCUCCGUUCCUUGGCAGCCCUGUGCCCUUUGGAGGCUUCCGUGUACAAGGGGGCAUGGCAGGCCAGGUGCCCCCAGGCUAUGGCGCUGGGGGUGGAGGGGGCCCCCAGCCACUUCGUCGACAGCCUCCCCCAUUCCCUCCUAACCCAAUGGGCCCGGCUUUCAACCUGCCCCCCCAGGGCCCUGGCUACCCACCCCCGGGCAACAUGAACUUCCCCAGCCAGCCCUUCAACCAGUCUCUGGGGCAGAACUUCAGCCCCCCUGGUGGGCAGAUGAUCCCAGGUCCAGUGGGAGGGUUUGGCCCCAUGAUCUCACCCACCAUGGGACAGCCUCCCAGAGGGGACCUGGGUCCCCCUUCUCUCCCCCAGCGCUUUGCCCAGCCAGGGACUCCUUUUGGCCCCUCUCUCCAGAGACCUGGGCAGGGGCUCCCCAGCCUGCCCCCCAACACAAGUCCCUUCCCUGGCCCUGACCCUGGCUUUCCUGGCCCUGGUGGUGAGGAUGGGGGGAAGCCCUUGAACCCCCCUGCUCCCACUGCUUUCCCCCAGGAGCCCCACUCAGGCUCCCCGGCUGCUGCUGUUAACGGGAAUCAGCCCAGUUUUCCCUCAAACAGUAGUGGGCGGGGUGGGGGCACACCAGAUGCCAAUAGCUUGGCACCCACUGGCAAGGCUGGUGGGAGCUCAGGGCCCCAGCCCCCCCCAGGCCUAGUGUACCCCUGUGGUGCCUGUCGGAGUGAGGUGAACGAUGACCAGGAUGCCAUACUGUGUGAGGCCUCCUGCCAGAAGUGGUUCCACCGAGAGUGCACGGGCAUGACCGAGAACGCCUAUGGGCUGCUGACCACGGAGGCCUCUGCCGUGUGGGCCUGCGACCUGUGCCUCAAGACCAAGGAGAUACAGUCUGUCUACAUCCGCGAGGGCAUGGGCCAGCUGGUGGCUGCUAAUGAUGGGUGACACUGGCGAGAAACCCCAGGGCAGUGUGUGUGUCCCUCCUGCUCUCCCAGGGUGUUUUCUGGCUCUUCGUUCUUGUUUCCACUGGCUUCCCAUCCUCACGGAGCAGAAACCUGAUGGUUCUAGGGCAGAAGAGGAACCGAGGUGGGUGGGCAGAAGAGCCCAGAUCGCUUACUUCUGGAAACUUCUGCACUGAGAUCUAUAGAUUCAGGAAACUAAAGCCCUGCUGAGCAGAGCCGUGUUAUGGUGGCUAUCUCUGGAGGCCUAGGGAUGUGGCUGCAGGAGGAACGAAGAUGGAGGACGUUCCGGAGGGCACAGGUGUCCUAUCUGCAGAUGACAGAUCCCUGACACCAGUGCCUGACAUCCCCAUCUACCCCACAGCUCCAGCCUCAGGUUUUGGAGCCAGGGGUUCAGAGUUUCUUGGGUAGGGGAGUUUGAUCUCUUCCCAUUCCUACCAGGGCCCUUUUGUGGGCUUGGAGACAGCUUUGGGGAAUAAUUGGGAUUUCUUCCCUUUUCUGCCCUCCCCUUUACCUCUCCCACUCCUAUCCAAUUCCUCCUCCUCAGAGCACCAAAUAGCGAGAAGAAGCAGGAGUUCCUGGCUGCGGUGGUUUUCUUGGUGACUUGGGGAGAGAUGCUGUCAAUACAUAUCUUCCUCAUACCAAAGUCACCGGUCCUUUUUCAGCUUCCUGUUUUUUUUCUCCUAGUGACCUUUUUUUUUUUUGGCCAAAAAUUGGGAUGUGUGGUGUGGCACCGCAGAAUAUUUGAAGUUGUCCCGGAGGCCUGGACUCUGGCGGUACAGCCCUCCCCUCGCCCAUCUGUUGCACAUUAUACUCCGCUCUGCUCUUCAGCUCCUGGCACCCUUGUUCCCGCCUCCCUGGCUUCGCUGAAGGGAAGCUUAGAAGGCCACAGAGCCCUCAUACCACAUUUCCUCCAGAUAAAGAGUCCAAGUGAAACCCUGUUGCAGCCUGGAGUAAGGAGGAGGUAGCAGGACCCUCAAUGCCAUGGUACCGAAAGGUAGAAAAGCCUCAAGCUUUUUUGCUUCUUUCCUUGCUGUCCUUUAGCAUCAUCUCCAGCUUGGUGAUCUAGCAUUUCUCAUUCCUCUCAGCCGAAGUCCUGCUGCGCUGGGCUUGAUUCGUUUUUAUUUUUAAAGCACUGCCUGCCAGUGAUGGGCCUCGGGCCUGCUCAGAGCCUCUCCUCACAGCUCCUGUGCACAUUCCUCAUAGGGGUGGGGAAGCAGGCCUGGGUGUGGCCCUCUGCCCUGAGUGUCCCCCGACGCCACCCUCCGGGGCUCCCGAUCCCCCACUAAUCAGUUCCCGCGCAGAGCCAGCGGCUUCAGGCUGUGAGGAGGAAGCAGUGGCCUCUGGGCUCUCCUGGCCUCCCCCACACCAGAACAGCCUAGGUGGGGCUCAGCUCUGUGUCGUGUUUGUGCUUCUAUUUGCCCCGUUUUACCAGUUGCUACAUUUGUGUUGUGGCCCCCUCCACAGUCUGUAAAAUGCUCCUGGGGAGUGUCUGUCCUAUCUGCCCCCUCUUGCCCUCUCCACUACGUUUUGGAAGAAAGUGGGUGGCAGAGAAGUGGUGGGGUCUUUUGUACGGUUGGAUUAAUAAAAUGACUUGAAAAUCCA
Heterocephalus glaber (naked mole-rat) is the source of this 3024-nucleotide messenger RNA. RefSeq names its product pygopus family PHD finger 2 (gene Pygo2). The record is from RefSeq and is a predicted model, not a curated record. Gene Ontology annotation, biological process: spermatid nucleus differentiation; kidney development. Lineage: Eukaryota; Metazoa; Chordata; Mammalia; Rodentia; Bathyergidae.